Molecule: messenger RNA, 941 nt
Organism: Aureobasidium pullulans EXF-150
Lineage: Eukaryota; Fungi; Ascomycota; Dothideomycetes; Dothideales; Saccotheciaceae
Exons: 1
Coding region: 120-647 (175 amino acids)
Source: RefSeq, a predicted model, not a curated record
UGUAAGUUCAUGACUCUACUCUUCCCUUACAUCCAACAUCAAACCGCAACCAAUAAAAUACACACCACAUCAACUUCAACACCAAUCUACUCAAGAAACAUCACCAUCAACCAACACAAAUGGCAUCCACAACAACCACAAAAUCCGACCACGAAAAGCCAGCCUUCCCAGUAACAGCAAACAACCUCCAAGAUCUCCUAGAAUACACCUCCCAUGCAUCCGGCCACGGCUUAAUCUCCAAAAUCUCUCUACCUUCCGGCUCCCUGUUCGCCCCCAUAACAGCAUACACAUUCACCCCUACACCACAAUGGCAUACCCUCCAAGUCUCCACCUCCUCGCACAUUUCUCUAGAUUCUGCAUUCACCUAUCUCAAUCAUUCUUGCAAUCCCAGUUUGGAGAUUGAUACCGAGAAGAUGGAGAUCAGGGUUGCUAGAGGGAAAGAGUUGAGGGAGGGGGAUAGUCUGAGUUUCUUUUAUCCCAGUACGGAGUGGAAGAUGGAUAGAGGGUUCAAGUGUUUGUGUGGGGAGAAGGGGUGUGUGGGUGAAGUAAAGGGUGCGGAAGGGAUGGAGAAGGAGGGAUUGGAGAAGUGGUUUGUCAACGGGUAUAUUUGGGAGUUGGUCGAGGAGAGAGAUGGCAAGGGGAAUUAGGAAGGAUUGAAAAUCGCUCAUCGUACACGGCUACGGCAUUGCUCUGCGAAAAGAAGGAGUGUGUAUCGCUGCUUCCAACUUCUUGAAGUAUAGAUGCUUCGCAAACAUCAGGGUCAGAUGUCUUCCAUGUCCUUACUCGACGUAAAUGCCGUCCAAGGAUCUACAUCCGUUCGGGAACCGGUCGGGAUUACGGUGUCGUUCCUCGUUUUAAAUAGCACGACGACCUUAACUAAAACAUACUACCUCGAUUCGUUCGUACUACUAACGAAGACGGUUAUACAAUCUUACACAAAU